Helianthus annuus (common sunflower) is the source of this 2812-nucleotide messenger RNA. Its product is annotated as DDT domain-containing protein PTM. The transcript is spliced from 7 exons. Bases 309 to 2474 code for a protein of 721 amino acids. NCBI's taxonomy places the organism in Eukaryota, Viridiplantae, Streptophyta, Magnoliopsida, Asterales, Asteraceae. The record is from RefSeq and is a predicted model, not a curated record.
GCCGUCUACUUAAACCCAGUAGCAUUCCAGCAGGUAUUCUCUCUCUCUAGGGCUAAAUCCCCACCCCAAAUCACACACACCCAUCGUUGAAGAAAUGAAACCCUAAUCUGGACUCUUUUGGUCAACAAGGUACCAUUUAUUUAUGCAUCAAUCUUUCUUUCUGGAGAUUCAUUACGAGAAAGCAGCAAUUCGUGGCGAUUUAUUCAUCGUUUUAGGUUUCAACAUUCAAUUACUUCGUCAUCACCAACGAGCUCUGUGAAAACCCUAAAAGUUGCGUCAUUAGGUUUUUUCAAACCGUAAAUUGAUUGAUGCGUGUGCGAAUUCACCGAGAGUCCGAUUCGGACUCGAAUCGGGUCGGGGAAAUGGAACCGGUUCGAGGAAUGAAAAGGAAAAUGUAUGGUGGAGAAGAUGAUGAGGAUGAUAAAACAGUGAAAAGAGGGUGUUUGUUGAAUGCAGCUGAUUCUAAUGCUAUUAAAGGUGCUGCAAAGAUACUUUCGUCUUUUCGCCAGUCGAAAAAUGUGGAGGGCAGUGUUGGUUCUAUUGCAGCUUAUGUUAUAUUCAUGGAAGAGAGUUUAUAUGGUUUAACAGUUGGGAGUUUUAAAAGUUUAAGUUAUAGAAAUUCAUGGCGGAAACGCGUUGAGAAAGCGGAGACUUUGAGUGAAGUAAAGGCCUACUUGCUUCAACUUGAGAGGAAUAUUCGCGACAUUGCUUUUUCUUCGGAUUGGAUCAGGCACAUAGAUGAAACAGUCUCAGAAGGUCAACUCAGUCAAAGUGCUAAAAGCGUGGUGGGGUCCGUUAAAAAACGUGAUAGAAAACCAUCUAUAGUAAUACGUAAAAUCCCUUAUGCUGAUGUCAAAGAUCCGUCAACCGAUUUUGCUUGGUGGCGAGGUGGUAUGCUUUCUAAGCACAUGAUUAAGCAUACUGCUCGACAAGGUGGCUGUAAAAAAAUAAACGGUGUGCAUUACGUUGAUAGUCGCGAGGCUCUUAAAAGAAGCAAACAGUUUAUCUGGCGAGCUGCAGUUGACUUGAGCCACACUGCAUCAGAACUUGCUCUUCAGGUUAGGUAUCUAGACCUUCAUGUGAGAUGGAACGAACUUGUUUGUCCCGAACAACCUCUUCAAGACGGAAAAGGUCUAGAAGCAGAAGCUUCGGCUUUUCAGAAUGCGUGCAUUACCGAUAAGAAAAAGACGGGAACCAAACUUUGUUACGGUGUUGUUUUUGAAAACCAAAAGCAUCUUCCGUCACGUGUUUUAAAAAAAGUAUUGAAAGUAGAGGAAACCGGAGAUAAAAAGUCGAAAAACUGGUUUUUUGAGAUGCACAUUCCGGUAUAUCUUAUCAAAGAGUAUGAGAUGGUAGUGGCGGCUGAUGUAAAGUUGCCAGAUUCUGAUAUUAAACAUGUGACAAAAUUACCUAAAUUGAGCAAAAAGCAGUUAAAGGCUUCUGGCAAGAAUCUAUUUUCGUUUCUAGAGCAGAAGAGGGAAAACAUGGGGAACGUUUUUUGUACUUUUUGUCAACGUGAUGUUUCGUUUAGGGUUGCUGCAAGGUGCAGUGCAUGUGAGGGUUAUUGUCACGACCAGUGUGCUGUUGGUGCAUAUAAUAUUCAAACAGCUGCGCGUAUCGAGUUUAUAGUCACUUGUAAACGGUGUUACGACAUUGAAAAAGAUGUGACACCUAAUAAUGAGAUUCAUGGCGACUCUCCUACUAGUCCUUUGCUAUCGCAAGGUCAAGAAAGUCAACAUUCAACCUCACUCAUUCAGGUGGAAAAACAAAACGGUCAUGAAAGACCAUUAGAACAUUCCUAUCCGAUAUCCAGUCAACCAGAAAUAGAGCCGUUGCUAUUGCAAGGUCAAGAAAGUCAACAUUUAACAUCACUCAAUCAUGUGGGAAAACAAAACAGUCAUGAAAAACCGUUAGAAUGUUCCAAUCCGAUAUCCCGUCAACCAGAAAUAGGUACAACUGGAGAGGAAAGUAGUCAAAACCCGCCUCUACAAUCUGUUGACCAAGGUACAACUGGAAAGGAAAAUAGUCAAAACCCGCCUCUGCAAUCUGUUGACCAAAAGCCGGAAGUUUUUAAUCCUGGUAAGGGGAUAAAAAAGAGAAACAAGAAGGUAUGUUUUGGGUUGAUUUGGAAGAAACGGUACGCAGACGACACAGGAGAUGAAUUCCGGAAAAACAAUAUACUUUUGAAGGACGAUCCAAAUGGGCGUUUGCUGGCACCGAAGUGCCAGCUGUGUAAACGACCGUAUGACUCUGAAUUGAUGUAUAUUCUUUGCCAAUCAUGCAACAACUGGUUUCAUGCCGAAUCUGUUGACUUCCAAAUGUCAAAAGUUAUGGAAGUGUAUGGGUACAAAUGUUGCAGGUGUCGAAGGAUCAGGAUACCCAUUUGUCCUUAUAUGGAUUUUUUUACCCGAGAGAGGUUAGAAAGGAAGAAAUUAGGAUACAACGAUCCUGAUCUUGAGUUAGCAUCUGAUUAAGUGUUUAAGUAAACGGUUAGAAGCGUUACCUUCAAGGGAAAAACCAAGGCACGCUUUGCAUCUUGUACCGCAACGAUGAAAGAGAUGCUCUCUUUUAGACUAAUCUUGCAAGUACAAGGGUCAAAGGAGUCGUACUUAUAAACUUUUGCACAUGUACUUGUUUAUGGUUCAGUAACUUCAUCUUACUGUUUUGUUGUUUCUGAAUUACCAUGUUUAGAACCAAAUUGCCUAUACUUAAAAUGGCGCAUUCUGACGCGCGUCCAUUUUAACUUGUGAGAGUAUUUAUUGCUCGAUUUUGCCAACUAUUUAGUUUUUUUUCUAAUCUCUAGUGUUGGUUA